AGAUAGUUGUUGGUUCAAAUUUGAAUGUGUCCUAACCAAUCAGAUGUGCGCUCUGAGGGUGGAGUCUAUGGGCAUUUAAUCAAGUUUGUGCGCCCUGAAACACAGACAAGCAGUUUACAGCGAGAUCACGUACAUUCUGUCGAGGUUGAUUUCAGGGUGUUGCAGCCAUGGGUAAAGAUCCUAAUAAGCCCAGAGGGAAGACGUCCUCUUAUGCUUUCUUCGUGCAAACCUGCCGGGAGGAACAUAAAAAGAAAAAUCCAGGGACUUCGGUGAACUUCUCCGAGUUUUCCAAGAAGUGCUCUGAAAGAUGGAAGACCAUGUCCUCUAAAGAGAAAGGUAAGUUUGAGGAAAUGGCCAAAAACGACAAGGUCCGCUAUGACCGGGAGAUGAAAACCUACGUACCUCCUAAAGGUGCAAAGGGAGCGAAAAAGAAGAAAGACCCGAAUGCUCCCAAGAGACCACCAUCUGCUUUCUUCGUGUUCUGCUCUGAUCAUCGCCCAAAGGUGAAGAAUGACAACCCUGGCAUUUCUAUUGGUGACAUCGCAAAAAAACUUGGGGAGAUGUGGUCUAAGCUUUCACCAAAGGAAAAGUCUCCGUAUGAGCAGAAGGCCAUGAAGCUCAAGGAGAAGUAUGAAAAGGAUGUUGCUGCAUAUCGUGCCAAAGGAGGAAAUGCAGAUGGUGGCAAAAAGGGUGGACCAGGCCGGUCGGCAGGAAAGAAGGCAGUGGCUAUGGAUGAUGAUGAUGAUGACGACGAUGAUGAUGUAGAGGAUGAGGAGGAAGAUGAGGAAGACGAUGAGGAUGACGAUUAAACUAUCAGGAAAGCUUGAGCUGAGUUAUUUCCAAAACAAUGAAUGCUUUUUUUGCAUUUAAAUGUUUUGAAACAUGUACAGAAAUGUGUGUAAUUGAAUACAUAUUGAGGUCAUGUGCUGUUUUGUAAAAGCAAUUUUUUUUUUUUUUUUUAAAGCACUGCUUUUUGUCUGAUAGCUGUGGUUGCUUUUGGUUUAUCAUUCCCUGUUUGAUGUUUCUACUGCUGUUUUAUGAAAUGAACAAUUUAACUUAUGUAGUGUCUCAAUUUUUAAACGAGGAGCUUUAAAAGUUUUGUAGACUGAAGAUUUUGUUUAUGUAAUUUUUGUAUAUUAUGACCAAUUCCCCUUUUCAUUGAGUGCAAUUUUGACUUCAUUUGAAAUUAUUAAAAGAAUUUUGCAGAAUCCGUUCCA
Messenger RNA from Myxocyprinus asiaticus (Chinese sucker), 1217 nucleotides. RefSeq names its product high mobility group protein B2-like. Bases 168 to 809 code for a protein of 213 amino acids. The transcript has 5 exons. Gene Ontology annotation, molecular function: DNA binding, bending. NCBI's taxonomy places the organism in Eukaryota, Metazoa, Chordata, Actinopteri, Cypriniformes, Catostomidae. The record is from RefSeq and is a predicted model, not a curated record. Gene Ontology annotation, biological process: regulation of transcription by RNA polymerase II. Gene Ontology annotation, cellular component: nucleus.